CCUAAGCUGACGUUGGCCCGGUACCGAUGAACAACCGGUAGCAUUGAAGGGAGCUGUGUGUUUGCCCGUUGUUUUUAGCCUUUUCCGCAAAUUCCUCAGAGUACCCAGCUGACACCAUGCCUUUCGAUGUUAGGAGAUUCGAUAUCUACAGGAAAGUGCCAAAAGAUCUCACCCAGCCCACAUACACAGGAGCCUUCAUCUCCAUCCUCUGCUGCGUCUUCAUCCUCUUCCUCUUCCUGUCUGAGUUGACGGGAUUCAUAGCCACUGAAAUCGUAAAUGAACUGUAUGUGGAUGAUCCAGAUAAAGACAGUGGUGGGAAGAUAGAUGUGAGUUUAAACGUCAGUUUGCCAAACUUACACUGUGAUUUGCUAGGGUUGGACAUCCAGGAUGAGAUGGGCCGCCAUGAGGUUGGCCACAUAGACAACUCCAUGAAAAUCCCCAUUGAAAACAGCAAUGGUUGUCGCUUUGAGGGAGUGUUCAGCAUCAACAAAGUACCAGGAAACUUCCACGUGUCGACACACGGUGCUACAUCGCAGCCCUCAAAUCCUGACAUGACACAUGUCAUCCACAAGCUGGCAUUUGGAGAAAAACUCACGGUAAAAACAGUUAAAGGAGCCUUUAAUGCAUUAGGAGGGGCAGACCGGCUGUUGUCCAAUCCUCUGUCUUCACACGACUACAUCCUGAAGAUAGUCCCGACAGUGUAUGAGGACCUAUCAGGCAAACAGAGGUUCUCAUACCAGUACACAGUGGCCAACAAGGAGUACAUCGCUUACAGUCACACGGGGAGAAUAAUACCAGCCAUCUGGUUCAGAUAUGACCUCAGUCCAAUCACAGUCAAGUACACAGAGAGGAGACAGCCAAUCUACCGCUUCAUCACAACGAUCUGUGCCAUCAUUGGGGGGACGUUCACAGUGGCAGGAAUCAUCGACUCGUGUAUAUUCACAGCUUCAGAGGCCUGGAAGAAGAUCCAGAUUGGAAAAAUGUCAUGAGGACUGCUCCCCCAGCCCCCCCUCUCCUCUCAUCUUUAUUUAUAAGUAAAGUGUUGCUAGCCUGUUAGCUAAAUCCAAUCCCUGCUGGAAACCAACUUCCUAUUUGGAGAUUGUAUCACCGUGAGCAUUAGAGCAGCUCCAGCAGACGAUCUAACUACCAGGCUAUACGUCUGCAUCUCAGUUACAGACCUCUCAGGCUGCCUGAUCAGCAUCACACGUGGUCAGUCGGGAGAGGAGAGGACACGAGAGCUCUUUUGUUACUGUGGGGCAGAAGUCUUAAGUACUGUGUGUGUGUUUGCGUCAGGGUUUAACCCGUAUGGGUAUUUGAAGGGUGCACUUGAUUUUUUUUUAAAGAAUGAAGUAAAGAAAAAGCAGAUUUUUGUGCUCAUGUUCAGUUUUUAAUUUGGUGGUAGCAACAUGUGGUCAGAAUCUUAAUUUAUCAUAUCAUAGAGAAGUUGUCACUAUGGCUGUGAUUUCAAGAAAAAAGGACAAAAAUACUCAGUAUUUUUAGAGUUGAAUAAAGAGGUCACGGAACACCCUAAGAGGACAUGCAUCCACACAGAUAAUGUAAUUGCAUUUUCAUGUGAUAAUUUAAUUUUUGUUCUUUUUUUAUCAUUUAUGUUAUUAUCUCAGAUCGUAAUGCAGUUUUCUGUGAAAGGGACCUACAGCAAAGCUAGCCUACAUAACUGUAUUUGGUAAGGGUCCACUGAUUACUGGCCUUUGGCAGAUUAUCAUUAUUGGCAUUUUUAUUUCACCUAUAAUUGAUACAGUUAAUUUAUCAAAAUGUGCACUACUUUGGUUCCACUGCAAAAUGUGUUUUUUCCCUCUGGCUUUAUUUUCACUUAUCACAGUCUCAACAAAAUGUCCUUUGAGCACUAGCCAAUCAACAGUUAAGUCUGGGUGCUACUGACAGUGACUGUAUAACAUCACUUCCUGUUUUCUUGUGUUGCUUUGAGCUAUUUCUCAUGCUGAUAGAGGUAGGGAAAAAUAGUUUAUUUUCCUUAUUUUUUCUGAUCAUGCAAUUUUACUUUUGCCACAUUAAGGUACAUUUGCACGUCAUAAUAAAUGCAUAUUGGUUCAAUAUCGUCAACCCCUAGUAUUUAGCUAGGCUAAGUAGGCUUGUUUUCUUGAUGUUUUCAUUUGUACCUCAAGUUCUAUUUGAAGGUUGCAUGCAUAAAAAUAGAAAUAAUCUCUGGAAAUGAAUCUUAAGGAAUUUUGAUAUUCUGGGCAAAUUUUCAAUUGCGUCUCAAAUUUCAAGGCUGCUAUUUGCAGUUAUGGUGGCACUUGUCUCAGCAUUUUGGACUUAGACGGCUAGACGAGUACUUUACAAGCUUAUGUCUUGCCACAUGAGCAAAGCACUUUUUUACACCACAGUCCGCACUAACUCAUUUGCACCCAUUCACUCCACAUUCAUACACUGAUGCUGAAAGCUGCAACGUAGAGUCGGCAUCAGUACUAAAUAAUCCCAUUCAUGCGCAUCCAUACACCACUGAGGCAGCAGUGGGAGCAAAUCGGGGUUAAAUAUCUUGCCGAACAUUUGACUGCAGAAGCUGGGGAUCAAACCCCUGACCCUCUAGUUGGGAGACUACUUGCUCUUCAAAGUGAGCCACUUUUAUACUGGUAUACUGGUCACACUGGUGUAUAGGAUGUGGCUAAGUUCUCCAGAUCUCACUACUAUGGUAAAAUAAAUGUAUGGAUGCAUGUCCUUUGAUGGCUUCCGUAGAGCUCCAUUGUUCUGCCAGUAUAUAAACUGUCUGCUCUGUGUUUGAUUCCCUCCAUGUUGUGAAGGGGAAUGAUGAUUUGAAGGAAGUAUUCUGGAUUUUAGACCAGUGCUAAUUGUCAGACUGGGCUGAACUGUCGAGUAUUUGAAUCAUUACAUUUAUGUCAUUAUUUCUGCAGCCAAACCAUUGUCUCUCUAGUAUUCAAACUCUGUGCCUUCACAUUUACUAUCCCACCUUACAGGGUUAUCAGUUGUUGGUCUGUUUCAGUGCAACUAAAUUCAGCGUGUCCAUGUUUUUGUGCAUGUUACAUCUGACAGUAUCACUUUCCUGCAUCUUGAGUGUAUUUUUACCAAAUGUUUCCUCAAGGUUGUAGUUCUUUUUCCAUGGGGUCCACAAUGUCUUGCAUUUUCUAUGACAGACUGAUUUAGUUUAAUGAAUUUUACACGGUACCUGAUUUGUUUCCAUGAAGUUGUGUAAAUUUAGUUAUGUAAGAAGUGGCAGGCCAAAAUCUUUCCCUGUUUGGUCAUUUUUCUUUUAUUCUUUUGUUUAAAAAGCUCAGAUACUGACAGCCUUCAGAACUAUUCUUUCUACUGUAAAGGUUUUAAUUUUAUGUUACCUCUCAUGUUACUAUGUGUUCCUCGAAUAAAGGUACCAUAGAAGAGUC
Molecule: messenger RNA, 3374 nt
Organism: Cheilinus undulatus (humphead wrasse)
Lineage: Eukaryota; Metazoa; Chordata; Actinopteri; Labriformes; Labridae
Gene: ergic1
Product: endoplasmic reticulum-golgi intermediate compartment 1
Exons: 10
Coding region: 117-989 (290 amino acids)
Biological process (GO): retrograde vesicle-mediated transport, Golgi to endoplasmic reticulum; endoplasmic reticulum to Golgi vesicle-mediated transport
Cellular component (GO): Golgi membrane; endoplasmic reticulum membrane; endoplasmic reticulum
Source: RefSeq, a predicted model, not a curated record